Molecule: messenger RNA, 1784 nt
Organism: Humulus lupulus (European hop)
Lineage: Eukaryota; Viridiplantae; Streptophyta; Magnoliopsida; Rosales; Cannabaceae
Product: F-box/kelch-repeat protein At5g43190
Exons: 1
Coding region: 320-1633 (437 amino acids)
Molecular function (GO): protein binding
Source: RefSeq, a predicted model, not a curated record
AAGAGGCCGACUAGGUAGGACUUAGUCUUUAAGUCCAUUGACCAUGGAUAACAUGGGUUACCCACUUACCUAUUACUUCUAAGGCUAGUGCUCGCUCUUUCUUCUUUCAAGCCCAUCGAGAAAGUGGAUAAAACUCCGGCUACUUGACACUACUUGCAAUCUUCGAUAAAACUCCGGCUAAACCAUGGCUGACAGAUAGUGACAAGUUGGUUAUAAAGUCUUCAUUUUUAUUUAUUUGUUUAUUUAUUUAUUUUUUUACAUAAUAUAAUUAAGAGUAUAUAAAUAUAAAGAGAAAAGAGCCAGUCAAUGCCUUUUGCCUAUGCCUUAUCUAAUUCUCGAUCUCAAACAUCCCAUUUGGCUAUUUCCAAGUUUUGUAAAAUUGGGCAAAGUCUAUAAAGCUCUCUGUGUCUUGUUCCCAAGUAUAAUCCCUUCGGUGUUACCAAUGAAAGAUGAACGCAACAAAGGAAGCAGAAACAGUACUCUUCACUCUCCGGCUAAGAUCCUUAGCCGGCCCAUCGGAAUCACGGCUCAAUCUCCGGUAACAAAGUCGGACAUGGAUCCCAGUAUCUGGAGCCAGCUGCCGAACGAACUACUCGAGAUAAUCCUCUCCUUUCUACCCCUGAAAAACUUCUUCAACCUUAGAUCAACUUGCAAAACUUUCUGGUCUAUGGUAUUUUCUCCUCGUUUCAUUUCUAAACACAAUUCUUCUUUACCAUCUUUUUCCUCCUUUCUCUUGCUUUCUCACCCUCAAUGUCACCGUCGCUUUCCUCUCUAUGACUCUAACCUCAACGCGUGGCGCAACAGAGCUCUGUCUUCCUCUGUCUCGUUACCUUCGGCAUCUCUGCUCACCUCCUCGAAUGGCCUCCUCUGUUUCUCUCUCCCCACCUCCUCUUCCUUCCUCGUCUCAAACCUAUUGGCCAAUACGGAGAGAGAAAUCAAAUUCCCAACAUACCCUUUUUCAUUCGAGCUUCUAUCUCUAGUUUCCACCCCAUUGGGGUACACCAUCUUCGCUCUCUGUUCUCAAUCAUCCUCAAAAUCCACCUACCUCUACGAUUCCAGGAAUCAUUCCUGGACGGAAUCAGACGGCUUCGAUCCAAUUCUGAACGACAAUCACCACCAGGAAGCCGUUUACUUUAAAGGGGCAUUGUACUUCACCACCGCGGAGCCAUUUUCCAUCGUCAGCUUCGAUUUGGAGAAAGGGGUGUGGCGUAGAUCAGAAGCCGAGGUUCCGGGUGAGCUCACUUUCGCUCGAUUGGUAAGUGGCAGUGGUAGACAUGGAGGAAGCAAUGAAACGCUGUACUUGAUCGGGGGAAUAGGAGGGAAUGGGAUUACGAGGAGCUUGAAAGUGUGGGAAUUGGGGAAUGAGGGAAGGGAUUGGUUGGAGUACGACAGAGUACCUGAAAUGAUGUGUAGAAAAUUCACGUCGGUAUGUUAUCAUAAUUAUCAGCAUGUUUAUUGCUUUUGGCAUCCGGGAAUGAUAUGCAUUUGUUGUUAUACGUGGCCUGAGAUUCUCUACUUCAAAUCAAGUAGGAGGACUUGGCAUUGGCUUCCCAAAUCUCCUUCCUUGCCUGACAAAUGGAGUUGUGGUUUCAGAUGGUUUUCUUUUAUUCCUAACUUAUAUGCUUCAGUUUGACUCUUCUCUUAUAAUUUUUUUUUGGAUCAUAUUUGGGUUUUUGAUUGGUAGUGUUUCUCAAGUGUGUUUAUGCUUAUUGUUCUUUUUUUUUUUUUUGCUUGUUUGUUUGUAAUGAAAUUAUUAUAUUAUUAGUUACGAAUUUUUCAUUGGA